AAAUAUUUUCAAUAAAACUGCAUAGCAUUAUUAAAUGUAAUAGAGGUAACCAUUUUGUCAUGUUCACUAGUUUAGCUUUUUGAACCGACAAGGGCAACGUUCUAUUAUUUUCCUAUAUUUUAAUUUUUAGCUUUUAAUAAUAAAUAAGGACAAUCAUUGAAAAAAAAAAUAAUAAAACACAUACUUCUUUUCUAAGAAAAUAUGAAAACUAACAGAUAUAAAUUUUUAAAGUAUUCACAAUAUCAAAUUUCUCAUAAACAAAUAUAUAUAUUUAAGUAAGGAGAAAAUUCAUUUUUGUUAUUGCAAAUUCAAAUUUAUCAGAAACACAUAUAUUAAUAAAUCUAAAUAUAUAUAACAAUAAAUCAACUAUCUUUUUUUAAAAAAGGGUUGUAUUGCAGAGAAAUAACAGUACAAAACGAGAGGGGAGACUAUACCAAUACUCUCUCAAGAUCAACCAAAUCUAAUCUCUAAGUUGUAUUUUUAUUCAUAAAUAUUGACAAUGUUAUAAUAAUAAGUAAUUAUUAUUACUACUAUUUUGAAAUACUAAUGAAUAGUGUAUACAUAAUUUUUCAAACAAUUAACAGUAACAUGUAUAGUAGUAGCCAAUAUCAUAACACUAUAUAUAUCACCCCUUGGUAUAUGAAAGGUAACAACACCAAUCCUUUCUACGAGAAACAAUAUACUACCAGUCUCUUUUAUCUCUCUGUAUUUAGUAUUCUUAACAUGUUAUCAGCACGAUGGUUCUAUCAGAAGUUUCCAGCAUACUAGAUAAAAUCAUGUCAAAUCUUAAGCAUCAAUUCAGGAUUCUAAGCAUAACUGGGGACAACUUCAUAACCUAGAACAACAAUUUAAUAGAGUACCUUACAUGUGAAGGACUUAACAAAAUUCUUGAAGGAGAGAAUUCUGGAAAAUCGACAGACGAUCCAGAUGAAAUGGAAAAGAGAAAGUCAAAAGUAAACAGAAUAAUCAAGCAUCAUCUUGAUGAUGGAUUGCAAACAGAAUAUUCAAAUGCUAAAGAUCCCAAAAUUUUAUGGGACAAAAUUAAAGCAAGAUUUAGACAUCAGAAGAAAGUCCUGUUACCCUCAUUAGUGGAUCAAUGGAACAAGUUAUGGUUCCAAGAUUAUAAAACUGUCAUUGCGUAUAAUUCUGCUAUGCACCAAAUUAUAUCACGGCUAGAAAUUUGUGGCAAAAUUAUAUUUAAAAAAAAAAUUUAGAAAAAACAUUUUCGACUUUCCAUGCAUCUCAGAUAUUAUUGCAACAACAAUAUAGAAUGAGAGAAUACACUGAGUAUUUUGAUUUAGUUGCAGCCCUUCUAGUGGCAGAACAAAAUAACGAGCUCCUAAUAAAAAACCAUCAGGCACGGCCCACGGGAACAAUGCCAUACCCUAAAACUAAUGCCACGACCUUUAAUCGUGGGGUUGGUGGAUUUAAUCGUCUUAAGAGACGUGGUGGUCAUGUUCGUUUUGAUGGUAAUAAUGGUCAUGGUCAUUUUGAUAGUCACAAUCAAGGAGGAUAUCAUGGUCGAAACCUUUUCCACGGUCGAAACCAUUUUCGUGGUAGAGGACGUGGCCGAGGUCAUGUGAAUAGUUAUAGAUCCCUCAGAUAUGACCAAAAUAAUUGGAAUCGCAAAGGAAAGGGUAAGUAUAUUCAAGAAGGUCCUUCAUGGAAUUAUGAGGAUAUAUGUUACAGAUGCGGAAAGAAAGACCAUUGGUCUAAGGUGUGUAGAACACCAGAACAUUUGUGUAAAAGGCAAAUGGCAUAUGUUGAUGAAAAGGGAAAAGAACUAAAUUUUAAUGAGACUGAACCCAGAAAUGAUAAUCCCUAUUUUGAAACUGCCGACUUUGUUGGAGAUGAAACAGAUUAAGUAACUUUUUAAAAUAUGUAUUUGAAUAAUGU
Molecule: messenger RNA, 1896 nt
Organism: Vicia villosa (hairy vetch)
Lineage: Eukaryota; Viridiplantae; Streptophyta; Magnoliopsida; Fabales; Fabaceae
Exons: 2
Coding region: 1271-1864 (197 amino acids)
Molecular function (GO): zinc ion binding; nucleic acid binding
Source: RefSeq, a predicted model, not a curated record